AUGGCUUGGUCAUUUGGCAACAUGAAAGAUUUCCAUGGAUUGAUGGUGAAUGGUUGCGUUGAGCACGAGAUUGUUCUAUAUGUCUCGCCUCAGUUUCAACUCAUGGCUGAGAGAGUUGGAAUCUUCUUUUGGAAUAGUCGAACUUAUGGAGAUUCUCGACUCUUCAAGCUAGCACAUCUAAGUAUGAAGAUUAUUCCAAUUGAACUGGAGGUCAUGCAAAUAUGUUAUACAAAUUUGAAACCUUCAACUUCAGCAGAAGUUGGACGUUUCAUUAAGAAUCUCCUGGAAAUCUCUCCAGACAUUCUUAGAGAGUAUCUGAUACAUCUACAAGAGCACAUGGUAAAUGUCAUUACCGUUACAACUCCAGGGGCUCGAAACAUUCAUGUCAUGAUAGAGUUCCUUUUAAUUGUUCUUACUGAUAUGCCGAAGGACUUUAUUCAUCACGACAAAUCAUUUGAUCUUUUGGCACGUGUUGGAGCACUUAUCAGGGAGGUAUCAACUCUCGUUCACGACUUAGAAAAAAAAUCAAGGAAUGAAGAGAGUACCGAUGAAACAUGUCGUGCGACUGUAGACUCGCUGGAAGAAAAAAUGGAACUCCUCAAGGAAGAUUUUGGACAUGUUUAUCUGAAACCCCCGGACUCAUAUCAAUGUUGCUUCCCUAUGAAUGAUGGACCGCUCUUCAUGCAUCUUCUACUCAUCCACUUGAAUGAUCUGCUAGAGUCCAAUGCUUAUUCAAUUGCUUUGAUAAAGGAUGACAUUAGACUGAUCAACCUUAUCAAAGAAGAUGUCUACCAAUUGCUGGAGAAGAUUCCCAAGAGCAAGACCCUCAUUGUUGUAAACUCUCCCAAGAGUCCAGCUGAAAGAAAAUCAUUGAAAACUGGUAAAAUAAUUGUAGGUUUUAAGGAGGAGACAAACUGGUUAAUUAGGAAGCUCACCAGCGGACCAGCAAAUCUAGAUGUCAUUUCAAUCACUGGUAUGCCGGGUUCGGGCAAAACUACUUUGGCUUACAAAGUAUACAAUGACGAAUCAGUUUGUAGUCAUUUCGACCUUCGUGCAUGGUGCACAGUCGACCAAAAAUAUGAUGAGAAGAAGUUGUUGGAGAAACUUUUUAAUCAAUUGAAGGGCUCGGAUUUGAAGUUCAGUGAGGAUAUUGAUGUUGCUGAUAUGCUACGGAAACAACUGUUUGGAAAGAGGUACCUAAUUGUGUUAGAUGACGUGUGGGAUACUACUACAUGGGAUGAUUUAACAAGAUCUUUCCCUGAUCUUGAGAAAGGAAGUAGAAUUAUUUUGACGACUCGACAAAAGGAAGUGGCUUUUCAUGGAAAGGUCAACACUGAUCCUCUUAAUCUUCGAUUGCUAAGUCCAGAAGAAUGUUGGGAGUUAAUAGAAAAAAGGGCAUUUGGAGAGCAGAGUUGCCCUGAUGAACUAUUGGAUGUUGGAAAAGAAAUAGCCCAAAAUUGUAAGGGACUUCCUUUGGUGGCUGAUCUGAUUGCUGGAGUCAUUGCAGGUUUGGAAAAGAAAAAAGGCUGUGUGGCUUGAAGUUUGAAAUAAUUUGAAUUCCAUUAUUUUCGGCAGUGAAGUUGAUGUGAUGAAAGUUAUAGAAUUAAGUUAUGACCAUUUACCUCAUCACAUGAAGCCAUGCUUUUUCUACCAUGCGUCUUUUCCAAAGGACACUGCAGUGCAUAGAGUUAUGUUGAAAAUGUAUUUGCGUGCUGAAGGGCUUGUUGAACAGACGGGUAUGAAGAGUUUGGAAGAAGUGAUGGAAAUUUACUUGGAUAAUUGCUUUCAAUGAGAUAGGUGAUAACCCGACUUGCCAGCUACAUGAUCUUGUAUAAGACUUUUGUUUGAUAAAAGCAAGAGAGGAAAAGUUGUUUGGCAGGAUAAGUUCAAGUGAUCCAUCUUCUUCUUCAGAUUUGAUGGCAAGCAUAGUGACCAUUAAUUAUGAUAAGGAGCACUUUGAGCCUAACAAUUUCGUCCUGUUCAGUUAAAAAUAGAAAAGGCAUUCUGGUAAGCACCUCUGUUCUUUGUUGAUAAUUGGAGACGAGAUGGAAGAUCGUCUUUCUGAUGCAUGUCACGUAAGAGACUUGAGGCUUCUUAGAGUGUUGUACUUCGAUCCCUCUGUUAUGAUGGUGAAAGAUUCUUUGCUGAAUGAAAUAGGCAUGUUGAAUCAUUUUGGGUUCUUAAGAAUUGGGACAGAAGUUAAAUCGCUGCCUUCAUCUUUCUCAAACCUCUGGAAUCUAGAGACCAUAUGGGUUGAAAACAAAGGAUCAACCUUGGUACUAUUACCUAGUAUUUGGGAUCUUGCAAAGUUGUGAGUGUUGUACAUGACUUCUUAUUCUUUCCUUGAUAUUGAUAUGGAUACCGAUGAACCAAUACUGAUAGCAGAGCACUCAAAGUUAGAGAACUUGAGAGAUUUAAGGACACUCGUGCUUUGCAAAAGAAAUACCAUCAUCACAAACAAUGUGAAACCUCUGUAGUUAGUAAAGUUACCGAGAAAGUACAAUGCAAUAAGAGGUACUCAAGGCCUCCCUCACCGAUGAGCACACUUCUCCUAUUCCUUUGUCAAGAGUACUCAAGGCCUCCAUUGUUUAUUCUCACAAUUUGAUGCCAAAGUUGAUGUCACAAAGCCAUUAUUAGAAGUACUGAAUCUAUCCGGGGUAAUGGAGUUACUAGGUUAAAUUCUGCAGGUGACCCCUUUAAGUCCAUUGAAUAUAGGAUCGGUGAGUUUAAUGAAGAGAAGUUUGUUAUCUAGAGCUACGCAAUUAGAAAUGAAGCAACUUUUACUCAGAUACAUAUCAUGGAAACUAUCACCUUAGAGGGAUUGCAUCACAAAGUCUAAUGCAGGAAGGUUCGGAUAGACAUCAAGAAUCUAUCGCUCAAGAGUUAUUCACUAUGGCAUCUGCUUAAAUCAUCCAAGAGGAAUCCGAUCUCCGUUUGAUGUUGAAUAAUACAUGGAGGAGCUCUCGAUAUACCAAUAAAAGCAAUUAUGUGCAUAAAUGAGCUUUUGAAAGGAUAAUUUUUGGUUCGAAAUUUUGAACAUUAAUUUUGUACACCAAAGUGCAUGAAUAACUUUUUGAAGGAAAUAACACAGAUAAGUGACUUUUCUGA
Capsicum annuum is the source of this 3108-nucleotide messenger RNA. Its product is annotated as putative late blight resistance protein homolog R1A-4. Bases 1 to 1539 code for a protein of 512 amino acids. The record is from RefSeq and is a predicted model, not a curated record. Gene Ontology annotation, molecular function: ADP binding. The transcript has 2 exons. Gene Ontology annotation, biological process: defense response to other organism. Lineage: Eukaryota; Viridiplantae; Streptophyta; Magnoliopsida; Solanales; Solanaceae.